Messenger RNA from Rhizoctonia solani, 894 nucleotides. RefSeq names its product DnaJ domain protein. The transcript is spliced from 5 exons. Lineage: Eukaryota; Fungi; Basidiomycota; Agaricomycetes; Cantharellales; Ceratobasidiaceae. The record is from RefSeq and is a predicted model, not a curated record. The coding region runs from base 1 to 894 and encodes 297 amino acids. Gene Ontology annotation, cellular component: endomembrane system.
AUGCGGGCUCUACUUUUCUUGUGUGGACUGUUUGCGGCUCUGACAGCUGUACUUGCUUGGACAAAAGAGGACUACGAGAUAUUUGACCUCGUUAGCGAACUUGAGCAGCAUGAAGGACCUGGGACAACUUUCUACUCGCUGCUAGGGGUUUCGCCCUCGGCUACUGGACCUGAGCUCGCAAAAGCAUAUAAGAAGCUUAGUGUCAAACUCCAUCCUGACAAGAACCCCGGUGUAAAAGGUGCUCACGAGCGAUAUGCUCGUCUCGGAAAAAUCAAUGCGAUCCUUAAGGGAGAAGGCCGUGACAGAUACAACUUCUUCUACAAAAAUGGAGUUCCAAAAUGGCGCGGUACCGGCUACUACUACUCCCGUUUCCGCCCUGGCUUGGGGACCGUGCUUGUUUUCCUUGCACUCUUGACGUGCACGCUGCAGUUCUUUGUUCAAAAGAUGAACUAUGCGCGCGAUAUUGAGCGUGUACGAGACCUGGUCAACCGUGCCAAGUUGGCUGCUUGGGGACCUAGGAUGGUACCUGUUGAGGGAACCAGGAAGGUUAGAAUCCCGGCAACACAAGUCUCGGCGGAAGAAAUGAGCUAUGGGGCCAAUACAAGGACAAUCGAACUAGUCGUCAAGGGCGAUGGAACUGUUUGGCAUAAUACCGGUGAUGGUGAAGAUCUGUUUGACGAGAGUGCUCUUCCCAAGCCGGCAUUCAGCUCAACCUGGGUUCCCUCUUUGUUCAAGUCGCUUAUUGGAAAACUUACAAGUGCCAAACCGGAACCACAAGAAAACGGAGUGGAUGGAUCUUCUGAUUCGUCCGAGACAGAGGCAUCAGACGCCGCUGUUGCCACCGGGGUGGAAAAAUCAUCUGGAAAGAAGCGCAAGGGCGGGAGGCGCAAAUAG